AGGAACAGCAGGCCAAGUGCAGGCUGAGAAAGCGGCUGCGGGACAGGAAGGGCCCACUAGGCAGGCUGCGGGGCGGGGAGGGAACGGACAAAGGGGUCCAGGGCAUUCCGGUGAAAUCAGUGUCAGCAGCCCAGGAGCAGACAGAAACCGCUGGACUCAGCCCUGCCGUGGAAAAGAAGCCAGCGGCUGGCAGCCACCAAGAAGAGGAGGAAGUGGGAGAUGCACAGCUUCCUGUCGAAAGAACGUUGAUUGAAGACAAAGCUGGGUGGGGACUAGUCCCUGGCUGCAGCCUGCCACACACACAGCGCGGCCGCGGCAGCGCCUGCACCGCUGGGCUGGGCUCCCGCGCACUCGGCUCCGGACACAGGGAGCAGCCCUCUCCUGCGACCAGCCCCGCAGCGAGCCAGAUCUGCCAGUGAGCCUCAGGCUUUGGGAACUAAAGAGUGUGUCUGCAAAAUCCAUCCAGCGUGCCGAUGGCCAGCAACAACACCGCCAGCAUAGCGCAAGCCCGGAAGCUGGUGGAGCAGCUCAAGAUGGAAGCCAACAUUGACAGGAUAAAGGUGUCCAAGGCAGCUGCAGACUUGAUGGCCUACUGUGAAGCACAUGCCAAGGAAGACCCCCUUCUGACCCCUGUCCCGGCCUCAGAAAACCCCUUUAGGGAGAAGAAGUUCUUCUGCGCCAUCCUUUAAGUCUCCAUGGGGAGCCUGCAGAGCCUCCGGGCUCCUGGGACAUUGAUGUAGAGUUUUUAGCAAAGUGGGCGCCUUUCUAGUCCACAGUAUUUGAAGAGAGCAAGGAGAACCAUCUGGCAACUCCAGGCUAUGCAUGUUUAAAGAGCUGGCCCCCUGCGGGAGCGCCAGCAGACCCACAUCCUGAGUUAAGAGAUCUGAUUCUGCAGAAUGGCCUGGAGGAGGGGAAUAUACAAAAGUAAAAAUUGGUAUCACUUCUUUUCUGCUAUCUCUCCCCCAAAACCUUAUGUUUCUGCUUCGUAUUUAAAAAAUAAAAGUUCUAACAGACAGCUGUCCUGAG
Messenger RNA from Nycticebus coucang (slow loris), 1026 nucleotides. It is a transcript of the gene GNG2, whose product is annotated as G protein subunit gamma 2. The transcript is spliced from 4 exons. Gene Ontology annotation, biological process: G protein-coupled receptor signaling pathway. The record is from RefSeq and is a predicted model, not a curated record. Bases 474 to 689 code for a protein of 71 amino acids. Gene Ontology annotation, cellular component: heterotrimeric G-protein complex. Gene Ontology annotation, molecular function: G-protein beta-subunit binding. NCBI's taxonomy places the organism in Eukaryota, Metazoa, Chordata, Mammalia, Primates, Lorisidae.